This is a messenger RNA of Cyphellophora attinorum, 543 nucleotides long. RefSeq names its product 54S ribosomal protein L16, mitochondrial. Gene Ontology annotation, molecular function: structural constituent of ribosome; rRNA binding. NCBI's taxonomy places the organism in Eukaryota, Fungi, Ascomycota, Eurotiomycetes, Chaetothyriales, Cyphellophoraceae. Gene Ontology annotation, cellular component: ribosome; mitochondrial large ribosomal subunit. Bases 1 to 543 code for a protein of 180 amino acids. Gene Ontology annotation, biological process: mitochondrial translation. The record is from RefSeq and is a predicted model, not a curated record. The transcript has a single exon.
AUGAAGACAGGCGGCUCAGUACGAGGCACCACAGUCGUAUGGGGUGACUGGGGUUUGCGGAUGAAAGACCACGACCGGAGAGUGUCGGCAAAGCAACUGAAAUUGGGCGAGGACACAAUACGGGCGAAGCUGAGAGGAACACAUUUCAAGCUCUACACUAGGGUCAGUGCGAACAUAGGUGUUUAUACGAAAGGAAAUGAAGUGCGCAUGGGUAAGGGAAAGGGCAAAUUCGACUAUUGGGCGGCAAGAGUACCGGUCAGCAACAUCAUCUUCGAGCUCAAGGGGAAUAUGCACGAGCAGGUCGCCAUGGAGGCGUUCCGACUUGCUGGGAACAAACUGCCCGGGACAUAUGAGUUCGUGCGGCGGGGUGAUGCACCUGUCGUCGGAAUCACGAAGCUGAAGAACGGCGUCACCUUACAAUCGCUGAGGGAGGCGCGAAGACCGGUCGAGUCAAAGGACGAUCCUCAGGAGCAGGACGUCAUUUCUACGCGGAUUGUGCCAGAGAAUCCGUCGAGCAUUUCAACGACAACCGCCAUCGCGUAA